This is a messenger RNA of Dovyalis caffra, 4206 nucleotides long. Lineage: Eukaryota; Viridiplantae; Streptophyta; Magnoliopsida; Malpighiales; Salicaceae. The record is from the annotation of a GenBank genome assembly.
AUGGAAGAUCACCAACAGCCGAAUAUGGAAGAAACAAGAAUCUGUAACAGUAAUCUGGUUUUUGCAGUGAAUAACAAGAGGUUUGAGCUUCCGAAUGUUGACCCUUCAACAACUUUGCUUCAGUUCUUACGAACCCAAACACCUUUCAAGAGUGUCAAAUUUGGUUGCGGUGAAGGUGGCUGCGGUGCUUGUAUCGUUCUGCUUUCUAGGCACAAUCCUCUGAUCGAUCGAGUUGAGGAUUUUACUGUAAGUUCGUGUCUCACACUGCUUUGUAGCGUAAAUGGAUGCUCAAUUACAACAUCUGAAGGCCUUGGAAGCAGCAGAGAUGGUUUCCACCCAAUUCACCAGAGGUUCGCCGGCUUCCAUGCUUCUCAAUGUGGCUUUUGCACUCCUGGAAUGUGCAUUUCACUCUUCGGAGCCCUCGUUGAUGCCGAAAACUCUCAUCGGGCAGAUCCCUCUCCGGGAUUCUCUAAGCUGACGGUAAUUGAAGCAGAAAAGGCUAUUGCAGGAAAUCUCUGUCGUUGUACUGGAUAUCGACCUAUUGCCGAUGCAUGCAAAAGUUUUGCAACUGAUGUUGAUAUGGAAGAUUUAGGAUUUAACCAUUUUUGGAAGAAGGGAGACAGUCAGGCUACGAAGCUGAGUAGGUUACCUUCGUACAGCCCUAACAAUGGGGUGUGUACUUUUCCUGAAUAUUUGAAAAGGGAAAUCAAGCCUUCUUUGCCUCUGGAUUCUGAAAAGUUCUCUUGGUACACUCCUUUUAGUGUCGAGGAACUACAGAAUUUGGCAAAAGCCACUGAUGCCAAAAGCAGAACCUUGGUGAAACUAGUGGUUGGUAACACCGGAAUGGGUUACUAUAAGGAACUAGAACGCUAUGGCAAAUACAUUGAUCUCAGGCAUGUUCCUGAGCUCUCAAUGAUUAGGAGGGAUCACACCGGUAUCGAAAUCGGGGCAAGUGUGACCAUUUCUAAAGCUAUUGAAGCUUUGAAGGAAGAAACUGAAGGUGAAUCUCUCUCAGAAUUUGCGUCAGUGCUCAAAAAAAUUGCAGCUCAUAUGGAGAAAAUUGCCACCAAAUUUCUACGAAAUACUGGUAGUGUCGGGGGAAAUCUGGUGAUGGCACAGAGUAAACAUUUUCCUUCCGAUAUCGCUACAAUACUUCUUGCAGCUGGUUCAUUUGUUCAUAUACUAACUGACACCAUGCAUGAAAAGCUUACCUUGGAGGAGUUUCUCGCAAGGCCACCUUUGGAUAAUUCCAAAAGCAUACUUUCAAGUAUUAAAAUUCCAUGCCGGGAAACAAUCAAGGACGACAGAUCUUCUGAAAUGGAUAGGAAGUUGUUAUUCGAAACCUAUCGAGCUGCACCACGACCACUUGGGAAUGCUUUGCCCUUUCUAAAUGCUGCCUUCUUGGCUAAAGUUUCCCACAGCAAAUCUUCUGGUGGAAUCAUCAUAAACAAAUGUCAACUGGCUUUCGGUGCUUACGGGACCAAACAUGCUAUCAGAGCAAGAAAAGUUGAAGAUUUUUUCACUGGGAAAACGGUAACGAUUGGGGUGCUGUAUGAAGUUAUGAAAUUGGUUAAAGCUACUGUGGUACCUGAAGAUGGCACUUCAUAUGCUGAAUAUAGAUCAAGCUUGGCUGUUGGAUUUCUUUUCCACUUUCUUGGCCCCGUAACAGACACUACUGAGAAAAUUUCUAAUCAUUGCUUGGACGAAUACAAUAGUAGUUCAUCCUAUAAUGAUGCCAAGGUAAAAGAGAAGCAAAACCAGCUUGAUCAUGCCAAUGCGAAGGCCUCCACUUUGAUAUCAUCAUCAAAGCAGGUAGUCCAAUUGAAUAGAGACUAUCUUCCUGUUGGUGAGCCAAUUGCAAAAUCUGGAGCUGCUCUUCAAGCUUCUGGUGAGGCUGUUUAUGUGGAUGAUAUUUCCUCUCCUGCAAAUUGUCUAUAUGGAGCAUUUGUCUACAGUACAAAGCCUUUUGCAAGGGUAAAGGGCAUAGAAUUUAAGUCCAAAUCGCCGACCGAUGGAGUUGCUGCCCUCAUUUCUUUCAAAGAUAUCCCAAAAUUUGCAGAGAACAUAGGUUCUAUGUUUAUGUUUGGCACUGAAUCUUUGUUUGCUGAUGAAUUUACUCGGUAUGCCGGAGAACGUCUUGCUCUUGUGGUGGCAGAUACACAAAGAAAUGCAGAUUUAGCAGCAAACCACGUAGUGGUUGAUCAUGACCUGGACAAUAUGGAACCACCCAUUUUAACUGUAGAAGAGGCUGUAGAAAAAUCUAGCUUCUUCGAGGUCCCUCCUCGAUAUUGUCCUAAGCAAGUUGGUGAUGUAUCAAAAGGAAUGGCUGAAGCUGAUCACAAAAUUCUCUCCGCUGAGGAUUUGAGCUCACUGCAUGCCAACCUCUUGCUGUAUGAUGACAUCCAGAUCAAACUUGGGUCACAAUACUUUUUCUAUAUGGAGAAUCAAACUGCCCUUGCUGUACCUGAUGAAGACAACUGCAUGGUGGUUUACUCCUCAACUCAAUGCCCACAAUAUGUACAAACUACGAUUUCAAGGUGUCUUGGAAUACCUGAACAUAACGUGCGUGUGAUCACAAGAAGGGUUGGAGGAGGCUUCGGUGGAAAGGCCAUGAAAUCAAUGCCUGUUGCUACAGCAUGUGCACUUGCAGCGCAUAAGUUACGCCGUCCUGUCAGGAUGUAUCUCGAUCGUAAGACUGAUAUGGUAAUGGCAGGAGGAAGGCAUCCCAUGAAAGUAACAUACAGUGUAGGGUUCAAAUCUAAUGGGAAAAUUACAGCCUUACAGCUUGAUAUAUUAGUUAAUGCUGGGAUAUCUCCUGACAUGAGUCCAUUGAUUCCCGAACACCUACUGGCUCCACUUUCAAAGUAUGAUUGGGGUGCUUUAUCUUUUGAUAUAAAGUUGUGCAAAACAAACCAUUCUAGUAAAUCUGCGAUGCGUGGCCCUGGGGAGGUACAAGGAUCAUAUAUUGCAGAAGCUGUAAUUGAACAUGUAGCAUCUGCCAUUUCUAUGGAGGUAGAUUCUGUGAGAAAUAUAAAUCUCCACUCGUAUAAUAGUCUCAGCUUGUUUUAUGGUGUUGGCUCGGGUGAGCGUUCAGAAUAUACGCUAACUUCCAUAUGGGAUAAGUUAGCCACAUCUUCAAGCUUUCACCAACGGGUUGCAAUGAUAGACCAGUUUAAUGCGUGUAAUGUGUGGCAAAAAAGAGGCAUUUCUCGAGUACCUAUUGUGCAUCAAACAGUAGUGGCACCAUUUCCAGGAAAGGUUAGCAUUCUAAGUGAUGGAUCUGUUGCUGUUGAAGUUGGAGGAAUAGAGCUUGGCCAAGGUCUUUGGACGAAGGUAAAACAGAUGGCUGCAUUUGGUCUCGGUUCAAUCAAAUGCGAAACAACAGGAUCGGGCCUCUUGGAGAAAGUACGGGUCAUACAAUCUGAUACCUUAAGCUUAGUUCAAGGAGGGUGUACUGGCGGAAGCACCGCAUCGGAGGCAAGCUGUGAAGCAGUUAGACUUUGCUGUAAAGUAUUGGUCGAGAGACUAACAACUCUAAAGGAAAAGUUGCAGGUGCAGAAAGGUUCAAUAACAUGGGAAACACUCAUUCUCGAGGCAUAUUCAGAAUCCGUGAACUUAUCAGCAAGUUCUUACUUUGUCCCCGGUAUUACUUCCAAGCAGUACUUGAAUUAUGGCGCUGCAGUGGAGGUAAACCUUUUAACAGGAGAAACAUCAAUUUUGAGAUCUGACAUUAUAUACGACUGUGGACAAAGUCUCAACCCCGCUGUGGAUUUAGGACAGAUUGAAGGAGCUUUUGUGCAAGGAAUAGGGUUUUUCAUGCUUGAAGAAUACCUGACAAACUCAGAUGGAUUAGUGGUAACGGACGGGACGUGGACAUACAAAAUCCCUACUAUAGACACCAUACCAAAGCAGUUUAAUGUAGAAAUACUUAACAGUGGCCAUCACCAAGAUCGUGUUCUCUCUUCAAAAGCUUCUGGUGAGCCACCAUUACUUCUCGCAGCUUCAGUGCAUUGUGCUACAAGAGCAGCUAUUAGAGAAGCUAGAAAACAGCUCCUUUCAUGGGGUUGCUUAGAUGGGUCUCCUUCAGCAUUUGACUUGAAGGUUCCUGCCGCCAUGGCUACUGUGAAGGAGCUUUGUGGGCUAGGCAUUGUGGAGAGAUACUUGGAGUGGAAAAUGUGUAGCAAGCGAAAAACUUCUUCAAACUGA